AUGGCCGGAGCUGGGUCUGCUGGAACUGGCAAGAUACGAGUCAAGUUCCUAGUGGACAAUGAGAAGAGGAAGGUGGUGUUUGCAGAGUCCAGCAAGGAGUUCGUGGACGUGCUCCUCAGCUUCCUCACCCUGCCACUGGGCACCAUUGUUCGGCUGCUCGGCAAGGAGUCAUCUCUAGGCUGCUUCGACGAGCUGUACAGGAGCGUGGAGAGCCUUGAUGCGAGCCACUUCCAAACCAAGGCGUGCAGGAACAUGCUGCUUAGGCCCCUCAGCGCUGCCGGGGAGGUGUGCGAGGAUCUUAUUGUCAGGAUUGACGACACCGACCACCGGAGGUUUUGGUGUUGCAGAUAUAAUAGUAAAACGCACCGGGGAGGCACUGGUGCGUUUUACUAUAGUUCAGUUCCAGAUGUGCCAUGCCAGCAGUGUGGGAAAUCCUUCGACGACAUGAUGCGUUGGGGGAAGCGUGGCGGGGUAGUGACAGAUGAUGGAGCUUUCGUAAGAGGAGGGAUAAGCUAUGCCACUACAGAUAAUCUGCAAGUUGUACCUGCUGAUACUGACAAUCUCAUGAACCUUUUACAUGACUUGGGGAUUGAGGACAUAACCAUGCUUGAAGAGAAGACAUUAGAACUUGGCACAGAGGAGAUAAAAGUAUUGCUGAAGCAAACGCUGAAGUCUGACCAACCCCUAACUGAUCUUAUGUUCGGUCCGUCAGAUGAACCCGCAAGAACAAAUGAGCCCCCUUCAAUGGGUGUUAAGGUUAGUUCUGAGAACGGUUCAAGUUCAGAUUGUGAUGUUCUCAGAGUGAAACUACUUGUGACAAAAACAGAUCAAUCAGUAGUACACGCCGAGGUUCCUGAAGAGUUCUGCAACAUUUUAUUUAGUUUCCUGACCUUACCACUUGGUCAUGUUGUCAAGCUUCUUGGAGGAAGUUCAUCAAUCUCGAGCAUUGAUAAUCUCCACAGAAGUGUGGGUGAAAACAUGACUGGUUACAUAAAAUCAGAUGUAUGUCGAGACAUGGCCCUUUCACCUAAGUUGCCCCCCUUUUUCAGCUGUAACAAUAAUUUCCUGAUGACUGAUGAGCAAGCUCCUAGAGAUUCCAUUACCCUUUUAGUGGCAGUGAAUCCCAAGGUGCCAACCAUGACGACAGAAACCGGGGGUGGCUACGCAAAAGGACAAGGCAAGUUCUUGGUGACUAAUGAACUCCGUGUGGUUCCAUUCUCGCUAAUCAACGCCUUCAGCGAACUGAAGAAUAAGGAGCACUCUGUAUCACAGCUUGAGACAACAGAGUUCGCUUUUACUAAAGCGGAGGUGAUCAGAGUACUGAACCUGUUGAGGGCAGCAUUGGUUUCUCGUGAAGCGCUGACCCUUGCCUGCUCGCCACCAACCAAAUCAAAGAGAAGGCUUCGUCACUGA
Panicum virgatum (switchgrass) is the source of this 1413-nucleotide messenger RNA. RefSeq lists its product as uncharacterized. Lineage: Eukaryota; Viridiplantae; Streptophyta; Magnoliopsida; Poales; Poaceae. Bases 1 to 1413 code for a protein of 470 amino acids. The transcript is spliced from 3 exons. The record is from RefSeq and is a predicted model, not a curated record.